Molecule: messenger RNA, 450 nt
Organism: Penicillium maclennaniae
Lineage: Eukaryota; Fungi; Ascomycota; Eurotiomycetes; Eurotiales; Aspergillaceae
Product: ribonuclease III domain-containing protein
Exons: 2
Coding region: 1-450 (149 amino acids)
Biological process (GO): siRNA processing
Cellular component (GO): nucleus; cytoplasm
Molecular function (GO): RNA binding; ribonuclease III activity
Source: RefSeq, a predicted model, not a curated record
AUGCCUCCACUUACGACAGCCGAACGCAUUCACGCCGUGGAAGUCAUUAUCAACUAUGUGUUCCACGACAAAUCUCUUCUUUUGAGGGCCCUGGAAGCCGCUGGCGCCACCAUAGUCAGCCAGGGCAAUAAGCGGCUUGCUCUUAUCGGAGACGCUGCCCUGAGGCUCGUUCUUUAUGAGUUUGGUUAUGAAAACGAGGCCUCAAUUCGCGACAUGACGAAUGCACAGAAUACUCGGGCCACGAACGAAAAUCUGGCGCAGAUAGGCUUUGCCCUGGCCCUAGAUGUCUACAUCCAGCUGAACCCCUCAGCCCAGGGCGUUGUUCAUGCACGCCUGAUGGCAACUACCAUCGAGGCUAUCGUUGGCGCUGUCUAUCUCGAUAGCAAGAGAGAUAUUACGGUCACACGUCUCUUGAUUGCUCACCUGCGCGUCAUGCCGACGCUCUGGUGA